This is a messenger RNA of Solanum verrucosum, 935 nucleotides long. Its product is annotated as 60S ribosomal protein L10a-1-like. The record is from RefSeq and is a predicted model, not a curated record. Gene Ontology annotation, molecular function: structural constituent of ribosome; RNA binding. The transcript has 6 exons. Gene Ontology annotation, cellular component: large ribosomal subunit. NCBI's taxonomy places the organism in Eukaryota, Viridiplantae, Streptophyta, Magnoliopsida, Solanales, Solanaceae. Gene Ontology annotation, biological process: translation. The coding region runs from base 140 to 790 and encodes 216 amino acids.
UGUAGCCCUAUUUGUAUAUAAAGUCAUAUAUCACUAUACUGAGCUACCCUUCGUCACUCUUACGGCGCUCACAAACCCUAAUUAGGGUUUUCUCAUACAGAAGUGAAGUUUUGAAGGAGAAAGGAGAAGUAUUUGAGCCAUGAGUAAGCUUCAGAGUGAGGCCCUUAGAGAAGCCAUCUCUAUAAUUAAGAAUGAUUCGGCUGAGAAAAAGAGGAAGUUCUCCGAGACUAUUGAGCUCCAGAUUGGGCUUAAGAACUAUGAUCCCCAAAAGGACAAGCGUUUCAGUGGAUCUGUGAGGUUGCCUCACAUUCCACGCCCUAAGAUGAAGAUUUGCAUGCUCGGAGAUGCUCAACACGUGGGGGAGGCAGAGAAGAUCGGUUUGGAAUACAUGGAUGUUGAGAGCCUCAAGAAGCUUAAUAAGAACAAGAAGUUAGUUAAGAAGCUUGCAAAGAAAUACCAUGCUUUCUUGGCUUCAGAAUCUGUCAUCAAGCAGAUUCCUCGUCUCUUGGGUCCUGGUCUGAACAAGGCAGGUAAGUUUCCAACCCUUGUUUCCCACCAGGAGUCACUCGAGUCCAAGGUUAAUGAGACCAAAGCUACCAUCAAGUUCCAGUUGAAGAAGGUGCUUUGCAUGGGUGUUGCUGUUGGUAACUGCGAUAUGGAAGAGAAACAAAUCUUCCAGAAUGUGCAAAUGAGUGUGAACUUCUUAGUGUCGUUGCUAAAGAAGAAUUGGCAGAAUGUAAGGUGCUUGUACUUGAAGAGCACCAUGGGGAAGACUCAACGUGUCUUUUAAGAAGACAAGUCUCAUUAUUGGAGCUUUUCGUGCAUUCUUCUUGUAAGAGAGAUAGAUACUAAUGAAAAUUUUGGAUAGUAGUCAUCCUUGAUUAUGUUUUGAAUGUUACAUCACUAUAAGGAUCGAUCAUAUUGCUGAGACAUUU